Molecule: messenger RNA, 872 nt
Organism: Alexandromys fortis (reed vole)
Lineage: Eukaryota; Metazoa; Chordata; Mammalia; Rodentia; Cricetidae
Gene: Mrpl23
Product: mitochondrial ribosomal protein L23
Exons: 6
Coding region: 249-791 (180 amino acids)
Biological process (GO): mitochondrial translation
Cellular component (GO): ribosome; mitochondrial large ribosomal subunit
Molecular function (GO): structural constituent of ribosome
Source: RefSeq, a predicted model, not a curated record
CACCGAACGUGCGGGGUCCUGCGGCGCAGGGACAGGGGUAGCGCGGCCUCCGGAAGCGAGGGGGCGCUGUGCCAACGCGGGCACUGUGCGGGACGUCGCUCCUUCCGGCCCGGGAGGUGCGGCUGCCAUGGCGCGGAAUGUGUUGCUGACUUAGGAGGGACAAGGGCCCUCAGAACCAUGGCCGAGUGAGCCAGUUUGGUUCAGCUCCCGUGCUCACCCCCUGGCUUUGCAAGGAGCUAGUGGGACCCAUGUGUGAAUGGUUGGUGGUGGGUGAAGACAGAGUGAGAUCAGGGAUAAGGCCUGAGCUACCGAGAGCAAAUCACAGCCUAGUUACCAGUGAGGAGGAGACCCAAGAGUUUCACUUGAGGUACCCCCUCUACCAGCUGGGUGGCCCCCAGCUCCGUGUAUUCCGAACCAACUUCUUUAUCCAGCUGGUGCGGCCUGGUACUGCCCAGCCUGAAGAUACUGUGCAGUUCCGGAUCCCCAUGGAGAUGACCAGGGUGGACCUCCGGAAUUACCUUGAGCAAAUUUACAAUGUUCCUGUGGCUGCUGUGCGCACGCGGGUGCAGCAUGGCUCCAACAGGAGGAGGGACCACAAGAACGUAAGAAUCAAGAAGCCGGACUACAAAGUGGCCUACGUGCAGCUGGCCCAUGGGCAGACCUUCACCUUCCCAGAUCUUUUUCCAGAGAAAGAGCCCAGUCCUGCAGACCCUCUGGAAGAGGAGCCUCAGCAGCAGAGGCAGAGCAGCGACCCCCGGUGCCCUGGUAUCCCUUCUUGGUUUGGCCUAUGACCUGUGGGACUGGACCACACCUAGUAAGCACAGUAGUUCUGACAAACCCAAAUAAAAAUCCUUUGUGGAGAAAGAACUGGA